Molecule: messenger RNA, 7065 nt
Organism: Babesia ovata
Lineage: Eukaryota; Apicomplexa; Aconoidasida; Piroplasmida; Babesiidae
Product: ABC-type metal ion transport periplasmic component surface adhesin
Exons: 2
Coding region: 1-7065 (2354 amino acids)
Source: RefSeq, a predicted model, not a curated record
AUGGCGUAUUCUUGGGACUACGACGACCGUGACCGGAGGCUCCACGGAGUCACGCCGGUAUUCAGCUGCGUCGCCUACUUCUUCGUAGGCAUAAGCGUGACGCUAGUAUACGCCUUAGGCUAUGUAGGCAGCAUUGCGCUGUUGGAUGGGCUGGGGAUUAACGCUGAGCUCUCCAACGCGUUCUACAAUACAAGGCAGCUGAUUAUAUUCUGCGCAUUCAUCGGGGCAUCCAUCGCGCUCCUAUUUGGGCUUGGAGGAAGGAUAUCGUUGGCUGUGGAACAAUGUCUGCUGACAGUGUGCUAUUGCGGUGCCGCGGGGUACAUAUGGGCCAGGAGCAGCGACCUGCAUCUGCGGGUCAACAGUCUGAUGAGGUUUGCUCCGGCGACCGCCAUGCUGUCGAGCAUGGCGCAGACGGCGGCUAUUUACUGCAUGACAGACUAUUCUAUGCCGGGAGGUGUUGCGUACACCUACUAUCGCCUGACAGCGUUCUUCGUGGGAACUGCCAUGGCAGGGCCACUUCUGUCAUGCUGGUUCGUGGGCAACUGGCUGCUGGGGGGCGAUUCUGAGGAUAUAGGGAUGUUGUUCUACGUGUCACGGUCAAGGAUGACGCUUAUGUUUCUUUGCUGCCUGGCGGCCGGGAUGUGCGCCAUCGCAGCUGCCCUCACCAUUUACAUGUUUCUGUGCACCGGAGAAAAAACAUGCCUCGAUAAAGAAUGCUGGUUCCCGCUAAUCAUGUGCGCGCCCUGCCACAUUUCACGUGAUUCAUUGAAGAAGCAAAUCAACUCGCUAUAUGUGCCCUUGUUAUGGACGGCCAACCCGCUGUUCAUUGCGUUCGUCAUUGCAGUGACGCACAACCCAUCGCGUUCGGUGAACCUCGUAUUCACCCAGUUCAUCGUGUACGCUGUAGCUGCCAUCGCUCCUGCGUGGUUAGCGUAUUUCGAAAAUCCGCCGCCUCGAGGUGAGUUCUUCGGGCACAGUGCGGGGAUGCGCCGUGUGCUUGGGGCCAAGCAUGCCAACAGACGGGAGGUGCUCAAAACAACAGGCGCUGACGCACUGAUGAGCGUAUGUCGUCAGGCAAGAAUGUUUAAGGAUGUUGCCACGUAUCAGGAGUCCAUCGGCAACUCGCAGAUGAGAGCCGUGUCACACCUAAAGAAACGAACGAUGAAUCGAGCGCGAGUAAGCGCCACCACGCAGUGGACGCUAUUACAUGGUGAGUUGUGGGCGCAGUGGCAAUGCCGUGAUUCCACAUACCUUCUGUGCACUCAAGCAGUAGAGAGAAUCUAUCACACGCUUUGGGAUCUGGGGAACUUGUACAGCGGAAGCCUGUAUGACAACGUUGACGAGAUCAUGAAACAGUAUUGCGAUUUCAUCAACUGCAACGGGAUGUUACAUGGUAUGCCAUUUGCGGUUGACCCGUCAUGGGAUUCACUACAGUUGCUGCAUAAAAUGCUCUUGCAUCAGAAGUCUAUUCUAAUGCUGCAGACGGAGAGGACCGGCACAAUGUACGCUGAUGGACUUACAAAACGAAUUGACGCCACUGCGUGCAGUUUCCUGAAUAGGCUCACCACCUUUGGACAAUGCUGUAUGUGUGUUCUACGACGUGUUGUAGAUACAAACGAUUAUGAGAAGGAAUCGAAGCAUGGACAUGGCAGAAUUACAAUAAGUCAUUCACGUAAUGCGAGCAUCCGGGCCAUUUCCGGCUGCACGUGUUGUUUUUUGUCAAAGCAAACUCACAUCAAAGAUUUCCUAAAGAGCUCGAUCAGCUCGGUCAAAGACCGCUGUGGAAGCCUGGUGAACGAUAUCCACAAGCAAGAGAUAUUCAAUGAGAAAGGAGACGUGCCAGAAAAGCUAUCAUUAGAAUUGGAAAGGAGACUUAUGUGUAUGCUCAGGAGCUAUUGUGAGUCGAUAAUGCUUUUGAUUGACAUAUUGCUCACCAUAGAUGAGCUUAUUCUGAUACAGGAGUGGCUUUGUAAGUUAUGCUGGGAUGUAAAAGAUAUCCAUAGAAAACUGCGGCAACGUCGUAAAUGUGACUGUGAGGAUCAUGAGGAAGAUCACGAUGAGCAUGAUCAUGGAGAGGAACACGAUCAUGGUCAUGAGGGUCACAGUGAACAUGAGCAUGGUAAUGAUGAAGAACACGGUAAUGGACACAACGAUCAUGAUGCGGAUGGCAGUCAUCAUAGUGAUGAAGAGAGUCAUGAUGGGCACAGUGAUGAAGAUAAUGACGACGGACAUGGGCACGGACACGGGCAUCAUCAUGGAGGUUGCCGUGGACACGGGCACGGUCAUCACCAUGGCAGCGACACUGAACAUCACGAAUACACGCCUAAAUGUGUUUGGAAACUUCUGGAAAAGAUUCUCCGGAUGAUUUGCAAAGUUCUUAUAAUGUUGCACUCUUACAAAAACGAGUUAAUCCGCAGGAUUGUGGAAAUGUCGAAAUGCUGCACCGAGUCUAAACAUUCAGAAGCACUUUACAACGAUGAGUUUAGUGCUGUUGGACUUCUCAACACAAUACGUGUCAUGGUCAUACUUGUGUUAUCGAUUUCUGACCUGCUGAAACUUAAUGAAUAUAUGGUGGAGUGGGAUAAAACAACUAAAUCUGACACAAACAAAUGCAACGAUACAUAUCAUUUACUCCAACCAUCUGCUGAAUAUAUGCACGACGUUAUGAAGCGGAUUUUGGCACCAGGCGAAACAUUCAUAGACAGCUUGAUUGACGAUGUGGUGUUAUGGUAUUCGGGGCUAGUCGAUACAAUUGGGCAGCUGUGCCCAGACAUGGCGCUAAAGGAAAAAUCAAGUUAUACAACUAUCAUACGUAAAGACAAAGAAGUAAAUGUGAAGGACCCUGACAGCUCGUUUUUGAAUGAGUAUACCAACUUAACGGGUGGUUUAUUGGACGCAUGCUUAAAAGGUGCUGUCGAGGCGGCUGCAUCACUUGAAGCAAGAUCCAAAAUUUGCGAAAUGACAUAUAAGGAGGUAGCUGAGGAAGGUGGUAAGCAACCGAAACAUACACCACGUAAAUCGCAUGUAUAUAACCAUGCUUAUACCGAAUGUCCAAAAAAUGUUGUACCGUCGGAAAAGGAGACGUGCGAUUCUGCCGAGGAAUUUAAGAUUUAUGUCAAAACUUUAGCUGAAAGUGUUGGAAAGGUGUUAUCAUGCGCUAAGGAUUCCAGUGUAGAGUGUGACGAUAUUGGUGAUUUGUGCCAGAACCUGGAAGUGACUAGCUGCGGUACGCCUGCUGAUACGUCCUCGUGCCCUCCGAGCUGUUGCAAAGAUAGUGAGACGGCUAGAUUUUCGAGAUUUGUGACACAAUUGGUGAAUUGUGUAUCCGAAAAUAAAGAAUUGAAAUGCAAUCAUUCCGGCCCUCCCGGAUCGCAGUGCAGUUGCUGCGCGGAUGAGAAAGGCAUGUUGGGAGCCAAAACCAUAGCGGAUGCAGUAUACCCCAUCUUAAAGUACUGUUUUUGUUGUGCAAAAUGUGAUCCUUCGGGUCCAACUGCGUCGUUAUCGUGUGGAAUUCUUUUUAUUUUCCAUACCGUAUAUACUAAGGUUUGUGACAAUAAGGGCGUCCAAGUGUGCACUAAAUCUCCGAGUUGUACGUCGACUGUAUCACCGUCUCUUCAAAACUGUUCAUGCUCAUCUCCACCAUCUAGUUGUCCACUUUGUGACAAAGUGAAGGAAGUGUGUCAUGGUAUGAAAACCCAUGUUUGUCGCAAUCCAUUAUGUUGGAGGGAACGGGUGCGAUGUUAUGUAAUGUGUGGAGCAUCGUGCGGCCCUACGUCUAAAAAGUGUGAAGAGGUUAAUUGCCAAGGUUGCAAUUGCAAACAAGGAACUGUGUGCGGCGAGGGCUGUAACUUGAGAAGGCUUUCAGAUUCUCUAUUUCAUUGCGAUGGGUGUUUGGAAACUCAAAAGUCGCCAAGAUCCAAAGCUGCUACUGUUGCUGUUGCCCCACAUAAAUGUAAGAUGAAGAGUUGCGCAUGUUCAGAGCAGAUAGAAAUGAAAUAUGGUAGCCCAAUUGCCAUGGGUACCUCAUGUUGCAGCCACAAACUAGGGUGUGCGCUGCAGAUAAUAACCGAGGAUGUCAAUUCACUUAAAAGCAAUGCGACGACGUUAAAGGUAAAUUUAGUGAAGCUAACACAAUGUGCGGCGGAAAUAUCACAAAAUGUUGCUAAAGUUAAUAAAUCCCUGACUGCUUUCUGCAAUUUGUUGGAAUUUGCUCACUGUGGCCUCAAAAAAAGGAUGGCAAAAAUGGAGAAGAUGUAUGAAGUCGCAGGGAAAGUACGUACUACCUUCCCUUGCUACGAACAACAGAUCAACCAAAUUGCUGCGGCGGAAGAGCGUGUUGUACAAACGCUUCUGGGACUGUUCAGAUUUUGUUUAAAGGUUGCUUACAAAAAUAUUUUGCUUAUUCAAAACAUAACGUGGACGCUAGCCACUGUUGCCAUGCAAUGUCUGCGCCUAAAAUUCCUCAACACAAAGAUAACGCAGAUAAAGGCUCAGGUGAACAGAGCUUGGUACUCUUUAGUAGGCAUGAAAGGUAGUAAAACGUCAGCACUUGGCUUUGUCAGCGGCUCACCCGGCUUCAAUACCUUAAGCACGGAGGACAAAUUGAGUGUUGUCUACAACGCUCGUCUCAAGGGAGAACGUGCAUCACAGAGAUUCAAACCCAACCUUGACUAUUACUCUGACGUUGGCCCGUUUGCCUGCCUCAAAUACAUUUGGGUCUUGCUAUGCUUCUGGGCGGUUAUGGGAUUCUUCCAUUGGUUCGGUGUACAGCAUUCUGUCUCUAGAUCCAAAACAUUGUUGACCGCAAUUACGGCUUUAAGCGCACUACACUUGUCGUCAGCUGUUAUGAGCGGAACUUUGCAUAGGGGAGCGGGAAAUGGAGCCGGGGGCAAAAUGGGAACGCGCAUUAAUCUCAUGGUGCUGCUGGGUAUAGCGGUUAUCCUCAUUUUAUCCUGGAUUUCCAACAUCACCGGUACGUAUAGGGAAACGACGAACUCCCUUAAUUAUGUAACCGAAAAGUUGCGAGUUGUCGGAAUCUAUGACAACGGCCAACCGCCGGCAACCCAGCUGAUCAAGAGCACCGUCACGAAAACGUUCCUCUCGGACAUCCAAAGCGCCUUUGGUAUAUGGGGAUCCAGUGGAUCCUCACGUGCUGGCUCUAUCCCCCUGUGGUAUGUAUUGGGGCCCUUAUCGCAAACCACUGCCGGAGCGAAUCCACAUGGUAAUAGAAGCAUCCAGAGGAAAGAGGUUAAAUUCCACCAUUUUGUAAUGGAUCAGGCAAUGACUCCCAUAAAAUCACUGGAUUGGGUGUUGAAUCUUAUGUCGUUCCUGCAAUUGUUCCCGGAUGAUGCCCAAAUGAUCAAUGUGUCUGCACCGUUCUUGAGGAAUCUCAACCCCGACGCGGAACUACUGUGGGUAGGCUGGGAGACGAACACGUACCUAACCGACGACUUCAUGAACAGCAUGAUUUACUUCCACAAUGUCCUACAUGAUCUAAAUUUGGACUUGUUGGAGGAAUUGCAUCACAUGGGAAAAAUGGAAUACAAGCUCAAACUCAUAUCGCUGUGGAACAUUUUCUUUAGGGGGCAGAGCAACACGGUGCCUCUUCAGGCCACAAAGUUCAAUGUGGAGCGCAACAUGGUGAUGAACAAACAAAGGAAACUCCAACAGGAGGAGAUUGCCGUCCGGUACAUCAAUGACUGGCACGAAUUCCACACGUGGCUUGCCAACUGCUCCAGAUACGUCUAUAAACGAAAGCAGUAUUAUGAAAAGAAAAUGGAGGAGCAGGUUGCUGCCGAAACGGAAGCUAAGGAGGAACCGAAAGUCGCAUCAUCAUGGAUGGAUGGCGGUCGUGAUCUUUUCAGCUCCGAGGAAAGCACCCCCGACAUAUCCCAACCCAUAAAUGCAGCUCCAAUUGCAACUAUGGACGGGGAUAGCGAUCUUGGAGACGACGAUGGUACGGAUUCUGACCUCGACGAAACAUGCAGUCGCGGGUGCUGGAAAUUGAGGAAGCGCCUUGCUGCGAAGCUAGCUGGCAAAACCGAUGGGGCGGACGACUCAUCAGGACACAACGGCGUCGUAUCAAAUAAUAAUAAAUCGGCAGUGAAAUCAAUGCCAGGGGGUGGCGAUAACACGCGCAGGGAAAGGUAUCUGAAUAUAGAGGAACCAGCGGACCCACUCGAGUGGCUGUUGUUGCACGAACCAUGCGAAGAAUGCGUAGAGCACUUCAAACGACAGGGAGCGCAAGUGUUUACCGAUGGAAGCGAAAAAGCCAUCUUUGUUCUCACCACUGGUCGUCUCUACGAAGAUAUCCAAGAAAAGGAUGAAUUGCUGGAGCAAGCGGAAGAGUGGAAACGUAAGAAGGAAGUCUUCUGCAGCAAUUCAAGCGAGUUUGCGGAAUCAUGCUUGGCAGCAGUGAAAGAAACCUACGACAGGGUCGUUGAGUUCGCUGCGGAGGAUAACAAGGGAAACCUCGUUAAACUAUUACACGAUACCAUCACGGAGAUGAAGCCCACUAAGCAUCAUCACAGGCACAUCAAAGACCCAACACCCAAAGCGUACUUGCCAUCGACGCUGCGGGAGAAGAACGAUGUUGCCGCCUUGUAUAGGGAGGCUUUGUUGAUGGCACACCAUAAACAGACUGAGAAGCCGAGGUCUGAGACCUCGGAAAAGCACCGACGCGCAAUUGUGCGCGCGACUAAAACGGAAGAUCCCAUUAGGGACUGGUGGCAGCUGCUGACGUGGAUGGGCCAGUGGCUGUGGACACAGAGAACCGCCGAUGUAAGUAACGUCCUCGAUGAGGGUGACCGUGCCGGCGGAGCCGCUGCGGGGCCUGGUUCCAGGCUUUUCUGUGUAUUUUGUGAGGUUUAUGAACAAGGUGAGAUUACCUUCUCUCUCGCGAGGAUGGCAGCACGGUCGCCCUUGAAUAUGAACCCCGACGCCAGUAGACCCUGUAAUGCCACGGACAUUGAAGAAAACUGCGGGAACAGUCCCAUGAUCAUGACCGGAAUCAUCGUAGUAGUGCACUUCAGUAGCCUUCCUCCAAAGUUGCUAAGUGCAGAUUAG